AUGCAGUUGCUGAUAUGGUUGCUGCCGGCCGCGCUGUUGUGCACGGAGGCAUUUCGCCAUACCAGCCGUUACCAUGAUUCGCCUCUCAUAAGUGCCUCCGGGGGCACCGGUCAGCGUUCAAUGCGGUUGCUUGGGUCGAUGAAACAGCUUAAGGGAGCACGAAAGUCAAGUCGCAGGCGCCCGAAAAAGACAACUCCAGCCAAGAUUUACCCAUCGCCCACCCUGUACUAUGGGAACAUCCAGGACUACUUCGGUGCUCCACGCGAGUACUAUGCGUUGCCGUGCGCAGAUGCACUUGGCGUGAUCCGGAGCGAGCCUAUGGUUCGCCUGGCAAGCAUGAUUAAGAGGGGCACAACAGCCGAGGAGCUGUCUAGGGAAUUCGAGCUUGAUACAACCUUUCACAAAGCUGUGAAAUCUGCUGUAGAACAGCUAAGGCUUAUUGCAGAAGGUCAGCGCUGUGACGUCACCCGCGACCUCGUUAUAUACUUCGAAAGGGUUGUUAAGCGCCCUUCGGAGUUUCCGCAUUUUGUGGACCGCGCUCACGCAAUAAAGCGGCUGCAGGAGUUUUGGCGCCGUCGCGAAUUCGUGAGGUACCGGGGCCUAUUCAAGCAGGUUUACUGGCGGAUGCGCCAAAUCGCGGGGAAGGUCGGUUAUGCGGGCGUCACUCUGCAGGACUUCCGUGACCCCGCUCUUUGGAGGCGGUACGGCGUUUUUAAAGGGCUGCCGCGAUCUUCUAUGGUCGACAACUACCUUGUGAAGCACAAGAUUGCGCUCAACAGUGAUAUACGCGACUUUUAUUUCAUCGAUGCAGAUACGGAUGAAGUGUGCUGCAUUCUGGAUCCGGAAGCCGACGGGCGCGCCAAACGCCGCGUUGAUGCGUUAGAUCCGAAAGUGAUGGACCGUAUAGCUAGUGACCUCAAGGAACUUGGAGUAUUUCCAAAUGAUGAGUGGCAUACGAUGAACAUGUCUCGCGUGGAUGAGCUGCAACGGGAUUGCGCAUCGCCUGACGCUCAGCGGGCGUAUGCCAUACGGGAUUUCUAUCUCACGCACUCCAACCCAGGCUACCGUGUGAACGGCGAUCCGUACUAUCUGGAGUCAUUCGUUAACCAUCGCUACAGGACGAGGACCCUCGAACGUGAUCUGGGACUGAAAUACGAGAACUGGCUACGCAGUGGUGCGCCGCCACCUAUGCCCAGACCUGUAGGGGUUAAAUAUCAACAUAUGGUCUUAUGGAAGAGCUUGUCACGCAACCAACGGCGCCAUCUGGUGCAGGAGUUCCUCUAUCCCAAAGCACAGGAUAAACCAUCUACGGUGCGGCCCACUGCAGAUGGCGAGGCUCCAAAUUCUACCCCGUUGGAGAACACGUAA
Molecule: messenger RNA, 1368 nt
Organism: Babesia ovata
Lineage: Eukaryota; Apicomplexa; Aconoidasida; Piroplasmida; Babesiidae
Product: signal peptide-containing protein, putative
Exons: 1
Coding region: 1-1368 (455 amino acids)
Source: RefSeq, a predicted model, not a curated record